Molecule: messenger RNA, 2088 nt
Organism: Solea senegalensis (Senegalese sole)
Lineage: Eukaryota; Metazoa; Chordata; Actinopteri; Pleuronectiformes; Soleidae
Product: retinoic acid-induced protein 2
Exons: 2
Coding region: 185-1741 (518 amino acids)
Biological process (GO): animal organ development
Cellular component (GO): nucleus
Source: RefSeq, a predicted model, not a curated record
UGUGUGAAGCCGCAGUCGCCGUCAUCCUCUUCAUCAUCACCGUGUGUCUUUUAUGUGGAUGAUUAUCGUUUAUUUACGGUAAAAACCGAACAACGAGCGGACAACGAGUGCGAGCUCCGCCGUACAGAGUGUUGGACAGUGUUGGACAGUGAUGGACGAGAGCCGUCAGUGAAACGGUCCAACGAUGGAGGGAAGCGACGACGGGUCUGGAGCGUCAGCCCGUCAGCACUCGGACGGCGGUAAAGUGGAGGCCGGGGCGGAGUCCUGCGACAAAGGAAACUUCUCCGGUGCGGCCGAACCUCCUGGUCCAACACCUGCGACUCCCACCACUGAGUCUCCAGCAGGGGGCGUGUCGCUGAAAGUGGCCACGACCGUCCUGCACCCGGUAUGUCUGGGCGAGAGCCCGCUGGUUCUGCCCUUCCACCUGCAGAUGGCCGGAGCUGCUACGCCUCAGCUCGGCCAGAUGGGGGCACCGCCGUACUUGAUCACAAGCCAAAAUCCCGUGUCUCUUCCUCUGGUCUUGGACCAGCAGGUCGUCCUUCCUCCUGGCGCCAACUGUCCGCCGCUGCCGCUCCAGAGCGGCGUCCUGUGCCAGAAUCCGCUGGCGUUUGGUUUACCUCCUGCCGUGGACCAGAAGUCUGUGGGACAAACACAGGACGCUAACCUGCUCUCCCUCCUCCAGAAUCCAGCUUUUGCCGCCAUCUUGCAGGACCUCUUUCCUUCCCAGGCCACGGCCACUACCUGUCAGUCAUCAGGCUCCACCUUCUUCCCUCUCCCUCCACUCACACCUCCCUACACCUCCCCUCUGGCCCCAUUAGUCCCGCCAGCCACGCUACUCGUCCCCUACCCGGUCAUCAUUCCCCUGCCGGUGCCUCUGCCGGUCCCCCUCCCCGUCCCCGUCCCUCAGACCGAGGACUCAAAGGGAAACGUUCCAAAAUCAGUUUGCACUGUGAGUAAAAGCACUCAGACUUCGCCUAAAGACGCUACCUCUCCUUCGCUAUCUUCAAGCAGAUGUGUGCCGCUGUUCCAGCCACGGGAAGUGUCCCCGUCCUCACUUCCUGUCGACGACGGACAGGUUUUAGACCUCUCUGUGAGGUCGCGUCCGGUUGAACCGAAGCAGGAGUUUCCCAGCCUGCAGCAGGACAGCGUGCUGGACCUGUCGGUGCCCGGCAUCCGGAGGAAGUGUGCGCAGUCCUGCGGCUCCGCCCCCUCACCGCGGCGAGAAUUCACAUUCCAGUCCAGUCAGGACGCGAGCGCCGCUUCCUUGUCCGUCGAUUGCUCUCAGAGUUUAGAUUCCAAACUUCUCAGCAGUCUGGCGUCGCUGGAGUUCAGCCGGCAGCACAAGUGGGUGGUGGACAGUGGCGGGGGCGGAGCCUCGGGUUCUCUGGGCCAGGAGGCCUCGCUCGGCGCCGCCGGGAACCUGGAGAUCGUCAGUACCUCGCAGACGGCCAAGGUCAUCGUCUCCGUGAAGGACGCCAUCCCCGCCAUCCUGUGCGGGAAGAUCAAAGGUCUGUCGGGCGUCUCCACCAAGAACUUCUCCAUUAAACGUGACGGCAGCCAGGGGGCGUCGCUGCAGCAGCUGUACGGCGUGACCGCGGCGGCGGGCGAUGCGCCGCACGAGCCCGCUGAUAAAAAGAUCCCAAAAAACAGAGCCAUCAAAGUGAAGAAGGUGAGCUCGCAGGAGAUCCACUUCCUGCCCAUCAAGAAGCAGAGACUGGCGGCGCUGCUGCCCAGGAAGUGACAUCACACAGUGACAUCACACGCCACACAGAGGGGCAUUAAAGGGACAGUUGAGCUUUCUGAAGUGUGGUCGUAUGAGACGCUCACACAUUAUCUGCGUUCAGGCGGAAAGACCACUUUGAUCUUUUUAAAUAUUGACGUUGUUACAAAUAAGGAAAAAACCUCAUGAACUUUGUUCGUACAUUUAUGACGGCUCCUGUGUAUGAUGUUAAAAUCACUGAUUUUCUCUUGGUGUGGGAGAGUGAGUGGUUUACAAACUUCCCUUUCCUGUUUUGAGAUAAAGACGUGAACGUGCCGUUAUGACGUCGCAGAUUUAAACUGACUCUGUGUCACGACCUCACACAACCA